AUGAACAGUAAGAAGAUCAAUGGCAUGCAGGAGGUCCGGGAUAUUCUGCUCAGGUAUCCGCUUGAAUUGCCUAAAACCCAUGAUCUACCCUGUGAGGAGGCUGUUGAGAAGCAAGGUUUGGUUGCUUGUGCCGAUCCUAGGAUCAAACUGAGGGGACUGUACAUCUAUCUAGCAAUCACGACUUGUCUGCAAAGCCACGAACAGUCAAGCACAGAGCUGACUCAAUGUUGCGAGUUUCGACCAAGAAAGCUAAAGAGUCGUCCGCUCGAGCAAAGAGUCCUUAAGUUGCGCGAACUGCCGAUCCAGAAGUUGGUGAUAGCUCCGUUGGUCAAGUUCGACACUCAUGUUGAAGCCACGAAGGCAUCCAAGCAUGAGAUUGUUGCUAAUGCGUACAAGCUGGGAUACUCGGAUUGUAGGAAUAGUGCUUCUCCUUGCUGCCCUCUCGAACAUGAAGACGGUAAGCAGCUUUAUCUUGACCUGCCCCUUGCUCAAAGUGAGCAGAGCAAUGUUGUGGGUGCAGAAGCAGUUGAAGAGCAGAUAGCAGAUGAAGCUGCAAUGGAGGAAGACAACUCCCAAGGUGGCGUAGCUGAUAAGGUUAGACCAUAUGCAAAGGAGUAG
Molecule: messenger RNA, 618 nt
Organism: Prunus armeniaca (apricot)
Lineage: Eukaryota; Viridiplantae; Streptophyta; Magnoliopsida; Rosales; Rosaceae
Source: the annotation of a GenBank genome assembly